This is a messenger RNA of Helianthus annuus (common sunflower), 1192 nucleotides long. RefSeq names its product EPIDERMAL PATTERNING FACTOR-like protein 2. Lineage: Eukaryota; Viridiplantae; Streptophyta; Magnoliopsida; Asterales; Asteraceae. The record is from RefSeq and is a predicted model, not a curated record. The transcript is spliced from 3 exons. The coding region runs from base 255 to 671 and encodes 138 amino acids. Gene Ontology annotation, biological process: guard cell differentiation; stomatal complex development.
UUCAGUCUAUGUUCCAAGCACAAUUAGGCUUUCAUCUCUCUCUCUCUCUCAUACACAUAUUCAAGUGUGUUGUAAAAGAUUGAUCUUUUUGGGAUCACUAGAAAGAAGAAAGAUAGAAUCACUUGUUUGGAUUUUUCUUCUUUAUGAUGUUCUGUAGGGGCCCCCUCCUGAUUGUAUGUAUAUAUGCAAUCAUUCUGAUUUAGGCUUUCAUCAUCUUUCUCUCUUUCUUUCUUUGUCUAGUUCAAGAACAAACCAUGAUCAUGAUGAAUGGAAGAUUGUGUAGGUUUGUUAUGAUAAUGAUGUGUUGUAUAAUUAUGAGAGUAAUUAGCAGCAGCAGGCCUUUUGGACCAACUGAUAGCCCUCCAAUCUCCGUCCCUCCAAAACAAGGCACAAAAACACACAUUACUUCUUCUCAAUUUAGCAUGCCCUCCAAAUCAGUGUCAAGUUCAAGAUUUUCCACAAAGGAUGGAGAUGUGAUGAAGAAUGAAGAUGAGAGAUAUGGAAGAGGGAUUGAAAACAGGAUUGGAUCAAGACCACCAAGUUGUGAACACAAGUGCUUUGGGUGUAGCCCAUGUCAACCCACCCAAGUGCCCACAAUCAGCCUCCACUAUACAAACUAUGAGCCUGAGGGUUGGAAAUGCAAGUGUGGGCCCUCUUUUUAUAGCCCAUGAUUAUUAUUAUUAUUAUUAUGGUUUAGCUACAUAACUAGGUUUCGUAAAACACCAUGUAUUUAUUUAUGAUGAAUAUCAUAUUCUCCGCGAGUUCGAAUGGAACCAUUUGGACUCGGGCUUGAGCCCAAGACAUGUGAAAUAAAAAUUUAAAUAUGGACUCGGGCUGUUGGGUUAAUCAUUUAUCCAUUUAACAAUGCAACUUGCAAACAAGCAAGCCGGCCAGCUAUGUCAUUUAUUUAUAUAAUUCGAUUAGCUCGAGAAAUAUUCAAUUUAUGUUGUAAUAAGUUAAUUACCGAUGAGUUACAAGAAAUGGAUUAUUUAUCGGUCCUAAUAACCCAAAUAGCCUCAUUUGUUUACGUCAUGUAUCAAAAAUGAACCCGGCGAUAUUAAAGAAGGAACUCAAGACACUAGGAUUCAGUUUUGUGUAAUGAGAUGUAAUGUUGUUGUGGGUAUUGGGUGUAAGUUAUAUGUGCUAGCUCCUGGCUAGUGAUUUAUUUAAUGAAAGUUCGCCAUUAAAAAAA